This is a messenger RNA of Setaria italica (foxtail millet), 561 nucleotides long. RefSeq lists its product as uncharacterized. The transcript is spliced from 2 exons. The record is from RefSeq and is a predicted model, not a curated record. The coding region runs from base 52 to 561 and encodes 169 amino acids. NCBI's taxonomy places the organism in Eukaryota, Viridiplantae, Streptophyta, Magnoliopsida, Poales, Poaceae.
CACAAUCCUAGCUAGCUUGUUCGGCCUAACCUCCCCACGCAUCCGAUAGCUAUGGCCGCUACAAAUCCUUCCUACUACGAGAGUGGUGUUUGCCAGGACAUCCGGCAGAAAGAGCAUCGCUUCCACUUAUACAUGAACCAGCGAGGGGAAGAAUCACCAGAUGGUGGUAACCAAAAGAUUGUUGUCAGUCCAGGGCUUUCUCAAGGGUUUGGAAUAACCGUUGUUAAUGACUGGACCGUAAGUGAUGGUCCUGCCCCUAAUGCAAACAUUGUUGCACGUUGCCGAGGCAUGCAAAUGGGUGAUGGUAAAGCGAACCAGAAUUGGUUAUUUUGUCACAGCAUAAUGUUCACCGACUCAAGGUUUAAGGGGUCAAGCCUUAAGGUGCUUGGAGAUUUUGAAGCCAAAACUGAUGGUGAAUGGGCAAUCGUAGGUGGGACACGAGAGUUUGCCUAUGCACAAGGUGUUGUCACUGCAAAAAUAAUCCAGGAUCUUCUUACUACUACUGGGCGUAUCUGGGAGCUUCGUAUCAGUGCUUUCUGUCUCUGCAUCUCUGACUGGUGA